Drosophila navojoa is the source of this 1532-nucleotide messenger RNA. RefSeq names its product bicaudal D-related protein homolog. NCBI's taxonomy places the organism in Eukaryota, Metazoa, Arthropoda, Insecta, Diptera, Drosophilidae. The record is from RefSeq and is a predicted model, not a curated record.
UUACAGAAACUUGAGCAGGAGAAGCAUGUGCUGCGCCAGAAGCUAGCCAUAGCAGAAGAUGAGAGCGAUCAACGUGUGCUCGAGCUGCAGUCAGAUCUCAACGAGCUGAAGGACAAGCUGCAGACGCAGGAUGUGGCCAUCAGGCAAGCGGAAAAGGAAAAGACCAUACUCAUCGAUGAGCUGCAGCACCAGAAUACACGCUUGACCGAGCAGAUACAGGAAGCACAUGCCACCGAAAUGAAGCUCAGCGCACAGAUUCAGGAGCUCAAGGACCAAUAUCACUACAGGAACAGCAGCCUUCAGGAACAUGUCAACAGCCUGGAGUCCAUCAAAACCGAACUAAACCUCACCACAGGCAAACGCCAGGAACUGGAGCGUCGUCUGCAGCACGCCCAGGAGGAGAAGGAGAGUCUCACCUCAUCGCUGGAGGAGGCCUCGGACCGCAUUCAUAUGCUGGAACGACAUGCCCGCGAGCAGGAAACAAAAUUAGAGACCACCUUACAGGCAUUGGAACGUUCCCAGCGUGAGAAUAAUGUGCUCAGCGAGCGCUUGGGCGCGGACGCCAACUCGAGUACGCCGGGCAAAAAAAGUCUACAAUUCGAAAUGGAGUGCGAUGAGGACGAGGCCAGCUUCUCGGAAUCGGGCAAGCCUAGCCAAAUGUGGGUAGAGGCGCGUUCUGUUUAUAUACAACUGAAAUCCCUUGUGGACUCGCUUAAAGUGGGCCACGAUGAUGAUUCAGGUCUCAAUUCUGAUAUAUCGCUGGAUCUGGAGUCGAUGGACAACACGAUGUCUAGCACAGAGCGGAAUGACAGCGAUCAUAUGGCCAUUGAGUUCCGACAGGGCAUGCUGUCCGCCAUGUCGGAUGAGCUGACGCGAUUGCUGCUCAACUUGGAUGCGGGCAACUUUAAGAAAAUGCUGGACCAGACACGCAAUCUAGUGCUGGAGCAGGAGGACGAGAUCAAGCGCAGCCAUCAGCUCAUACAGCAGCUGGAGGCCAAAGUCACAGUGACGGAUGUGGAGUUGCAGAAUGUGAAAGAGGAGCGCGAUCAGGCACGUGGCGAUCUCGUUGACAACACCGAUCGUGAUGAGCUGCUGACCAAGGCGCAAAAGGAACGCGAUGCGGCGAACGAGCGUCGCACCAAGGCCGAAGUGGAGCUGGCCAAGACGCGCGUCGAGCUGAUGCAGGCCAACAGUCAACUGCUGGAGUCCAUUCAGCAGAAGGUGGAGUUGUCGCAACAACUCGAGCAAUGGCAAAUGGACAUGCAGGAGCUGAUCGAUGAGCAGAUGCGCUCCAAACUAAUCAACAACCGUCGCAACGCCCAGUCCGCCGAGACGACGACGACGGCGCCUAGCAGCACGGCAGCCCAGUUGGCCAAGCGGGUCUCCAGCUACAAACUGUGGAGUUUAUUUCAGCGCUAGAUGGGCAAACUUAACAAUACGCUGGAAGAUUUAUGCAACUCUUAUAUUCUUAAUGUAGGAAGGAUCAACUAAAUAUAUAUACAUACAUAUAUUUUUAAUAUUUAUACACAAAA